AUGGUGGUGGCACGCCAGGCACCCGCGCCCGCAUUGCGCUCCGCCCCGCCACCGGCCCCGCGGUCCGCGCGGAAGGCGGCACGAGAGUGGUACCGGGGGGCUGUAGCCACGUCGAACGCGCUAUUUGCGCUUCUGGCCAAGGCAACGGCGGCGCUGGGCAACGCCUCGCUAGAAGAUGACCCGCUGUCGAUAAAAGCUCAAGAACUGUACCAGCACUGGGACACCGCGUUCGCCUUGCAAGACGGCAACCGCGACCCGCCUGCCAACAUCACGCUCCCCGCAGGCGUGCCGUUCCCCCCGCACCUGGAGCACUGCGCGCGCCGCACUGCCUUCCGCCUCGCCUCAGAGCGCCGCUCCUCCCCCUCAGAGGACCCUGCAUGGGCCGUGCGAGGCCCAGACGCAGCGCUGCUGACGGCGACGCGGCUCGUGCAGACGGACAUCUGGCUGCACCAGUUCCCGCGCCACAACUGCCGCGGGCGGCGCUUGCUGCUGGUGCCGUGGUUGUUGAUGCGGGGGCACGGCGUGGGGUCACAGCUGCACGUGCUGGGUGCCGUGCUGAGCAUCGCCAUCAUGUUCAACCGCACCCUCGUGCUCAUGCCUGGGUCCUUUGCUCAUGCCGACCACGCUGCCUGUGAGCGUCUGGGGGCCAAGGGGUCGCUAGACUGCUACUUCUUCCCCGUGGCGUCACUGUUGUUCUCCCCACUGACCGGGCUGGGCGCGGACAUCAAUUCUGACGUCAUCCGUUACCUCCACCGCAAAGCUCCCAGGGUGUGGGGCAGCAAUGUGUUUCUGAAGCGGCGCCUGCCCAACGAGUUGAUGGAUGCCAUGGCGCCUAACACCCCCUCUCGCAGACAGGUGCACUGGUGGAGGUCUCAGGCGCUGCGCUUCAUGCUGCGCUGGCCCACGGCAUACAUGUGCCACCUUACCAACCGAGAGCGCCACCAUGUGUAUGGCAUGGAGGUGGCACGGCAGCUGGUGGCGUCGCAGCAAGAGCAAGCGCAGAUGCUGCAGCGCGCUGCUCUCUCCAACGCAUCAAGAACUCUCAACACAUCGGCCUCCUCUGAGGGGCUGGCCCAGCUGCCCCUGCCGGAGGUGCCCCCAGGUGGUGCAGCGGACAGCGCUUGGCAAGGAGAUGGCUUCCAGGGCUGCAGCUGGGAUGCUGCUGCCACGAGCAGUGACAGUGAAAACGGCAGCAGUGGCAACAGCAGCAAGAGCGAGGAAGCGAACCCAUUCCUGGAGACGUACAAGCAGGUGGGGGGAGAGGUGUACAUUCCACGGCCCAUAGUGAGCCUGCACCUGCGUCAAGGCGACAAGGCGACCCAGAUGCAUCUCUUCUCCUUCUACUCCACGAUGUUCCUCGCCAACCGCGUGCGCCGCCUCAACCCCUUCCUGCGAUACGUGUGGCUCAGCACCGAGAUGGAGAGUGCGGUGAAGAAGUCCGCUCAGUUCACCGGGUGGACAUUCUUUUACUCCAAGAUUCACCGCCAGGGCUCAAACGAGGUGAUGUCCAAGUACAUACGGGACUCGGGCCUGGAGCAAACGGUGGGAAGCAGCUUUGCCAACCUGCUCAUUGCAUCGGAGUGUGACUACUUUGUGGGCGUGCUGGCGUCCAACUGGAACCGGCUCAUCAACGAGCUCAAGAACACAAAUGGCCGCUUCGCUUCUACUCCGGUUACUCCACUCUGA
Molecule: messenger RNA, 1686 nt
Organism: Closterium sp. Yama58-4
Lineage: Eukaryota; Viridiplantae; Streptophyta; Zygnematophyceae; Desmidiales; Closteriaceae
Source: the annotation of a GenBank genome assembly